AUGGCUUACCCGCUUGAGAAGCAGAAGGGUCGCUUUAUCGCUGUCUUCUGGGUCAUCUUCAACUUGGGUGCUGUCAUUGGCGCUCUCGUGCCUCUUGCACAAAAUCUGCACAGCACUGCGCCAGAAGUCAACGACGGCACGUACUAUGCCUUCAUCGCACUCAUGCUGUUCGGCUUCCUCCUCGCCUGCUGCGCCUGCAACCCUCAUUUCGUUGUUCGCAAAGACGGCAGCCGCGUCAUCCUGAUGAAGCAGCCCACCUGGAAGUCCGAGUUCAUUGGCCUGUUUGAGACUCUGAGGUCAGAUUGGUACAUCGUUUUCCUCUUCCCAUUCUUCCUGGCGUCCAACUGGUUCUACACAUACCACUUCCAGGACGUCAACUUUGCCUACUAUAACACCCGCACCCGCGCUCUCAACUCGGUCCUCUACUGGUCCAUGCAGAUGGUCGGUGCGCUGAUCUUCGGUACCUUCCUCGACAUGGGCCGCUUGUCUCGUCGUACUCGCGCCAAGGUUGGCUUGGCUGCGCUCUUCACGCUCACGAUGGCUAUCUGGGGUGGUGGCUACGCCUUCCAGAAGACCUACACCCGUGCAAUGACCGAGGCCGAGGAUUACCAGAAGAAGGACUUCCAGGACUCGGGCUAUAUCGGCCCUAUGUUCCUCUACAUGUUCUAUGGCUUCUACGAUGCUGCUUUCCAAACUACUGCUUAUUGGAUCAUUGGCUCUCUCUCGAACAACGGCCGCAAGCUCGCCAACUUCGCCGGUUUCUACAAGGGCAUCCAGUCCGCUGGUGGUUCCAUCUCUCCCUCCAUCGAUGCCGAGAAGGUUGCCUUUAUGACCGAAUUUGCUGCUAAUUGGGGCCUCCUCGCUGGUUCGAUUCUCAUUGCUGCCCCAGUGGUAUGGAUGAAGGUCACAAACCACACUGAGCUCGAGAAGGAUCUGGUCUUCACUGACGAGACGAGGGAGGAGGUCGUCGCCACCGACCCCACGGCAACAGACGCCAAGCACUGA
Messenger RNA from Cyphellophora attinorum, 1005 nucleotides. Its product is annotated as UNC93-like protein. The transcript is spliced from 2 exons. Lineage: Eukaryota; Fungi; Ascomycota; Eurotiomycetes; Chaetothyriales; Cyphellophoraceae. The coding region runs from base 1 to 1005 and encodes 334 amino acids. The record is from RefSeq and is a predicted model, not a curated record.